Aspergillus ibericus CBS 121593 is the source of this 2028-nucleotide messenger RNA. RefSeq names its product mitochondrial-processing protease subunit alpha. The record is from RefSeq and is a predicted model, not a curated record. Lineage: Eukaryota; Fungi; Ascomycota; Eurotiomycetes; Eurotiales; Aspergillaceae. Bases 78 to 1823 code for a protein of 581 amino acids. The transcript is spliced from 2 exons. Gene Ontology annotation, molecular function: metal ion binding; metalloendopeptidase activity. Gene Ontology annotation, cellular component: mitochondrion.
CAGCUUUCACGCCGUCCGGGAAGUGAGCAGUCCGAAUUUGAGUUCUCUCGGCCAUUUGACCACCAAUAUAUUUCAAUAUGCGCCGCUCUGUUCUGCGGGCCGUUGAGUCCGCAAAGCCUCUCGCUCGCGUGCCUCGCUCAGCAUCGAGAAGCUUCGCUACCGUCAAUGACGGCUCCAAGGACCCCGCCGAGCUAGAACAAAUCACAACUCUGCCAAACGGUAUCCGUGUCGCUACUGAAUCCCUGCCCGGGCCCUUUUCUGGUGUCGGAGUUUACGUCGAUGCCGGUUCUCGCUAUGAAGAUGAGAGUCUACGGGGUGUGAGCCACAUUAUGGAUCGACUGGCUUUCAAAUCAACCAAAAACCGUUCCAGCGAUGAAAUGCUCGAGGUUUUGGAGAGCCUGGGAGGAAACAUCCAGUGUGCUUCUUCCCGUGAGUCCUUGAUGUACCAGUCCGCCAGUUUUAACUCGGCUGUCCCGACGACCCUGGGGCUGUUGGCGGAAACUAUCCGGGAUCCGCUUAUCACCGAGGAGGAGGUUCUGCAGCAGUUGGCGACAGCCGAAUAUGAGAUUGGGGAGAUCUGGUCCAAGCCGGAGCUCAUCUUGCCCGAGCUGGUCCAUACGGCGGCUUACAAGGAUAACACAUUGGGAAACCCUCUGCUUUGCCCUCGAGAGAGACUAGGGGAAAUCAACAAAGCCGUUGUUGACAAAUACCGCGAGGUCUUAUUCAAUCCGGAGCGCAUGGUUGUUGCCUUUGCCGGUGUGCCGCACAACGUGGCAGUUAAGCUUACAGAGCAGUACUUUGGUGACAUGCGGACACACAAGCAGACAGGUGGCCCUGCUCUUUCCGGUGCGGGAAUUGAGACUACUCUAUCUCACUCGGAGUCGGCCGCUGAGGAAGGCCAGGUGCCAACCAUUCCCCAGUUCACGCCCUCGUCAACGGUAUCCACCACAGCAUCCUCUCCCAAGUCAGGGUUCCUUUCGAAAUUACCUUUCUUGAAGAAGCUUUCUACUGGAUCGCAGGGUGACUCCGUGUCGCCACUUGACCCAUCUUUGGUGCAGUCGUCGAGUUUGGACCUCACCCGGGCCUCCCACUACACUGGUGGUUUCCUGUCUCUUCCCCCGAUUCCUCCCCCGGCAAACCCCAUGCUGCCUCGACUAAGCCAUAUCCACCUUGCCUUCGAGGCACUUCCGAUCUCGAACCCUGAUAUCUACGCCUUGGCUACCCUCCAGACCCUGCUCGGAGGUGGCGGUUCCUUCUCGGCAGGCGGUCCCGGUAAGGGCAUGUAUUCGCGCCUCUACACCAACGUUCUGAACCAGCACGGUUGGGUUGAGAGCUGCAUCGCAUUCAACCACAGCUACACGGAUAGCGGAAUCUUCGGAAUCUCCGCUUCUUGCAGCCCGACGCGGACGGCCGAGAUGUUGGAGGUCAUGUGCCGCGAGUUCCAGGCUCUCACUCUCGAUACAGGAUACCAAGCCCUGCAGCCACAGGAGGUCAACCGUGCGAAGAACCAGCUUCGUUCAUCGCUCCUGAUGAACCUGGAGUCUCGUAUGGUCGAAUUGGAGGAUCUUGGACGUCAAGUUCAGGUCCACGGCCGCAAGGUUGGUGUGAAGGAGAUGUGCGCGCACAUUGAGGCUUUGACUGUGGAGGACCUGCGUCGGGUCGCCAGGCAGGUCUUUGGUGGUCUUGUCGAGAACAAGGGACAAGGCACCGGCAAGCCCACCGUUGUGCUGCAGGAAGGCGAGCUAGAAGGCUACAGGCUCCGCCCCUUCCCCUGGGAGGAGAUCCAAGAACGGAUCGCCAGAUGGAAGCUGGGAAGGAGAUAAUUUGCUAGACGAUUGAUGCAGAUAUGAUAGGGGUCCUGCAAAGCAGGUAUGCCCCGACAGCGUCCGAUCGGUGCUGUCCAGCGUUCUAUAUGUAUCGGAUAGAGAGGGAUGUAUCGGGUUCCGUUUUUCUUCACUCCAUGUAAUUAGAGAUAGCCAUGUAUACACUUAUGUACAAUAUAUAUCACCCCGAGUUGCGCUAUCUCAC